This is a messenger RNA of Haemonchus placei, 534 nucleotides long. Lineage: Eukaryota; Metazoa; Nematoda; Chromadorea; Rhabditida; Trichostrongylidae. The record is from the annotation of a GenBank genome assembly.
AUCUUUUUCCGGUUUGUCGUCGGCUACACAGAAUGCGAGGUCGGUGCGACUAUUGGAGCAGCCCUAGACUACAUGAAAAAUAGAAGCGUCGAUGCUGUGAUAGGGCCACCGUGUCCGGAAGCAGCAACGAUGAUGGCUCAUCUGUCAACCACAUACAGCGUCCCAUUUAUAGGCUGGGGUUUUGUUUCGUCUGCUGACUUCUCAAAUGCGAAUAAGUUCCCUUAUGCCACCACAAUCAGCGCCUCAUCAAUAUCGCUUGGAUACAGCAUCUUGCGUCUCAUAGAACUAUUCGAAUGGGACAACUUGUCUAUACUUUACACAACAAACGAGGUCAAAUACUGCGAUGAUAUUGUUGACGAAGUAGAGGGCGCUCUAAGCGAUGUGCGUGUUUAUAACGCAGACGUGGUCUAUAAAAAGAAGAUCGACAAAAGCCGUACAAAUCCAUUUGAUGAAGCACUAAACGAAGUGCGACAGCGUUCAAGAAGUCAGUUUCAAGAAAGAUUGGGUAAUGACUACUAUAUCGGGAAACAUUGA